AUGGCACGAAAUGCAGCCCCUGCCAAGCAGCACACGCACAAGCCCAAAUCAGCCUCGGCUAUCGCCUCGGGCUCGAGCUCAAGCCAACCUACGCUCCGUACCUUGCGCCAUCAUGCCUCCACCGGCUCGAACGCCGCCAGCUCAACUGGACCUGUGCCAGCCCCGAAUGCCAUGUCAACGCUGACUCCAGCCGAACGCAUCGCCUUGCACGCUCAGAAACCCGUCAUCAAAGGUCCUCUGUUCCGAUGGAAGUCCCCCGCGCAACUCAUCGCCGCGACCCAAGUCGAUCUCCAACGCAUCCAAGCGAGAAGGGAGAUGCUCCAUCAAGCCGAUACCUCUUCCACCUCCACCGCUCCAGAACUAUCCGAGCCGACGACGGAAGGAGAUCAUUUCCAAACGACCUUGUUCGGUCAAUCUCUCCAAGCCUCCCAAUUGAUCAACCUCAGCUCACCCUUUAUCGCCUUCACGCGCGACGUCGGUAAGAAGGCGUCGAGUUUGCCAUUGGUUGUGCAUUAUCGCAAACAAAUCGUCGGGAGUUUAUGCGAUGCGUUGAGCUUGGGCAAACAUUCGAGAUCCGAGAUUGAGUUAUGUGCAGAAACGAUAUUGGAGUGAGUUCACGCGCAAGGGAGGGCGAGCUAACGCGCGAACAUCGCUGAUCCAACCCCUAUCUCUCCAGCCUGAUCCCACCCCUCGUAACCGAUCUCUCGACCCUCUUGACCCCCCUCGCAUCACCACUCAUCACCACCCUCAUAGCCCUCACCCAACCUUCCCCACUCGAAGCCUCCAAUCCAAGACUCUUACAAAAAGUCUACGACGUCCUCGGGGAGACGUUCAAAGAACUCGCGAGGGAUUUGUUGGCGUCGGGAGUGGAGAUGGAGGAUGUCUGGGCGGUGGUAAGGAGAGGUUUGGGAGCGCCGAUGGUUGAGGAGGUCAAGGACGCGGAGGAUAUGGAGGUUGGUGAGGUCAUCAAGGAGGUUGAGCAACCUGUUGAAGAGGAGGACGAUGAAGAGGAAGAGGAAGAAGAAGAGUUGGUCGCACCCGUUGCUUCCACUUCGGCUUCGACAUCCACGACACCACCUCAACCCCCAACCCCCCAAGCUCCCGUAUGGGGUCUCCCGACGAACUUCCGAACGACGCCUCAAACUCGACGACUGUUGGCCAGUGCCUUCUCCUACCUCAUCCGCAAAGUCCGCACCACGACGACCGAACAAGACUCGGACUCUGGAAGCGAGAUGGAUCGCCUCAUGCUUCUCUUGAUCGAAGACGUCGUCGAAACGGAGACGACGUUCGAUGAGAGUGCGCAGAAGGGGAAGAAGAGGAAAGGAAAGGUUGGGAGGGCACAAGAGUUGGGUUCACCCAAGGCUUUCGCGGAAGGUUUGUUGUGGAGCUUGAUUGAGAGCUGCACGGUGAGUCAAUUCAAGCAUGAGUGUCUGAAUAGGAUUUCGUAUGAGAUAUCUGAUUGUGGUGAAUUCCUUUCAUUUCCAGGCUGCCAACGGACACUUACACUCUCGCACGGCCUCGAUCGUUCGGUCCUCACUUCAAGUGGUUGUCAGUCGCGCCGAAGCAUCCAGCGAACUUGUCCCACAAGCAUUCCAAACCUUCCUCUCCACCUUGGCGAAUCAUUCCAAGUCGACCGAGAUCUACUCUGUCGUCGUUGAUGAGGUCAUAGAAGCGAGUAGGGCGUUGGUUGAAGGGGAGAAGGAUUGGACCAAGCUGGAGUAUGGGCUCAAGUUUGUCGAUUGUGUGGCGGCGAGUAAGAAGGGGGGCAGAAUAUCUGGUGAGUUUCGGGUAUGUACGUAUGGGAACGGAUGAGAAUGCUCGACUGAUUGCGAGCCUUGUUGUAACAGCAACGGCCAAACCCCAAUUGUUUGCGAUUCUGGCGUCGUACGCCAAGCUCGUGGCCUCGGCGUCAGCGCCCGCUUCCUUCGUGCAGGCGUACACGUCCGCGACCAUCUCACUCCUUCUCCAGGCUUCCUUCAAGGACGUUCUUUCUGGCGCGGUCCGAGACUCGAUCGACGUCCUCUGGACGACAUCUUCGACCUUCGCCAAUGCGUGCACCUUGGCUUUGGCUCUGGACGAUGUCGCUUGGCCGCAUUACUCGACCUCCAUCGCGAAUCAUGUCUUGACAACUACAGCCAAGUAUCUUGAGGGGGAGGAAGAAGGAGACGUUGAACUUGGCCAGUUGUCGAACCAAACGAACGCGAUGACCUUGUUGGCUCGAUUGGCCUGGAGUGGUCGACUGGCCAGUCUUCGGGAAAGCUCCGGUGGACUCUCGAAAUCAUGGGAAAGGGUUGUUACCGAUCGAUGCGAGGUUUUGAUUCGAGCAUGGAUCCAAACUUAUUCCGAGUCGACCAAGAUCGUCGAUGACGACGCGACACACGAAGUCUUGAACGCCCUGCUCGUCCUCCCUCAACUCCCCUCGCAUCGCACGGCCCUCCUCAGCCUCCUCUGCGACCUCAUCAUCGCCAUCUCCCCGACUCCAGCAAUGCAAGCUCGAACGAAGUUUCUCGAAACGGCCGCGAACCCGGCCCAAGUCCUCGGUGCGGCUCUCCUAUCGAUCGCUCGAGCACAGGAGACUUCAGGCCAUGUCGUCGAUCGUUUGAGACCGAGUCUGCUGAAGAUCUUGCAAGGGUUCUCAUGGCAUCGCGGAGUAAUGCAAGGGAUAGCUGGAUUGGAACUGGCCAGUUCGUCCUCGACCUCAGAUUCCAUCACCGACCAAGCCUCCCAAGUGUACGAAGCCGUCGUACCCAACCUUCUUUCAGAGGAUUCCAGUCUCCGUUUAACUUCUCUCGAGAUCUUGACAACCCUGUUCGAGGAGAAGGACAAAGUUGCUUUGGAUCUGAUGGAGAAGAUGAUGGAGGUGGAGAGGAUGGUUUUGUCGGUUCAAGGGGCUAGGGAGAAGAGUAUGAAGGUGCGCAAGAUUGGGAUCGUCGCGCAUGCGCAGUUGGGAAAGGAGGGACAAGGGACGGAAAUGAUUGUUGGGGUUUUGUUGAGGUAUUUGACGGGUGAGUGAACAAUUCCCGAGCCUACCCAAACCGCUGGGUCAGUACACGAGCUGAUGCGGAUUUGUCUCAAUCCCCACAGCCAUGCUCAAAGUCAACUUCAAGCCGCUCUGGCCCGAAGCCAUCCAAGCCCUUUCUCUACUUUCACAACGUUUCCCCAACGAAGUCUGGGCCAUCGCUUCGAAACAACUCGUCGUCGUCGCAACGCGCGACUCGAGUCUAUACGUAUCCCGCAAACCCGAAUGGGCUUUGGCGGCGAAAGAAGGCGUCGAGAGCUAUCUGGUCGUCUUUGAGGAACCUCAGGUUAGGGAUCAUGCGGUUGAGGAAUUGAGGAAUGUGGUUGUGCAGAGACUGGGGUUGUUUGAAGGUGGAGUCGAGCAUGAGAAGACCAAGGUUGCGGUUUUGGUUGAGGUUAGUGAGAUCCGUAACUGGACGUGUGCGCAUUCUUGGCUGACUCCUUGCGCACACUCAGGCUCAAAUCGCCCCCGAGCGACUUGUGUUGCAAAGUUACGAAGCCCAAUUGCUCGAAUUGUUCUGUGUCAUCCCCGACCUGGCCGAACGCCAUAGCCGUGACUUUGUGACCGUCUUCCUCGGCUGCUUUCAGCGCGAAGACCGACCCGGAUCCAAGGCCGACGACUCGAUUGUGACCUACGUCGACCCAAACGAAUCGACCAAGGAACGACAACUUCGCUUGCGCGCUUGGUUGGCGAUGUUCGCCAAGUUCUCCAAUCCCAAAGCGCUGUACCGAUCCGACGACCUUGCGGCCCACUUCCGCUACUUGCUCGCUUUCCCCGAUACCGAGGUGCAGAAGCUGGCAUUGGAUUGUCUGCUGAGGUGGAAGACUCCGGCCGUGGUCGCGAAUGCGGAUCGACUGCGCAACAUGCUUGAACCGACUCGGCUGCGUGACGAACUGCUCCAAUUCGUAUCUGGGACCGAUGCGGGUGGUCUAGAGCCCAACCAUCGAGCCGACGUAGUCCCUUUGUUCAUCCGCAUUUCUUACGGCAUCAUGACCUCUCGGUUGGGCCGUGCGAGCGCCAGUUCAGGCCAAGGUCGAGCAGGUCGACGAGCCGCAAUCCUCGGGGCACUUAAAACGUGUUCGUCCGAAGAGCUGGGGACCUUGGUCGAUCUCGUCAUCGGUCCCAUGCAGGGCUACAUCGUCUCUGCGCCGGGUGAGGAGUUCCACUUCGCUUCUCAGUCGCUCAACAUCGCGGGCAAGCGUCAGUUGGGUUUCUUGGGCUUCCUCGCAGACGUGCUCAAGCAUCUGGGCAAACACCUCGUCUCGAGAUGGCACGAGCUUAUUGCGGCCACCUUGAACCUCUUGUACUUUGCUCAAAACGGGAUCGAAGCCGAGAAUGCGACCCCGGGCGAAGUCGACGAAGUCGAAGAAGAUCGUGAAGAGGACGAGAACGAUUCGGACGAACCCGAGACGGCGAUGGCGCCGUUGCGUCAUAUUCGUCAAGUUGCACUGAAGCGAUGGGCCGAGUUUUUCUGGCUCGAAGUCGAUUUCGACCACACGCCUUACAUCAAGGCCGCUUUUCCCGUCAUCAUCGCACCUCGAUUACCCUCGCUCGCGGCCGAGAACGCGCAGGCGCCUUCGGCUUUGCUCGAAUUGUUCUGCACGUGGUCGAUCCGUAGGGAUCUGUUGAAUCAUCUUGUCGUCCAUGAUCGAUCGCUCUUGCCCAAGCUGUACGGGUGUCUCACGACGCGCAACGUGAAGCCCGCAGUCAUCCUUCGCAUCUUUGACAUCGUCGACAGCUUGCUCGAGUUUGCCUCCGAGGAGGGCGGCAAGGAAAGUGAGGUCGGUCGCACGAUCGUACAACCCAGCGUUGAGGAACUUCUCGUACAACUCGGGGGUUUGAUCGCCGUCACGACGGCGACGAUGGACCCCAAAGCCGAAGUCGGUCAACGGCAAAUCACGCUCUUGUCUUCCCUCGCGCCUUACGUCGAAUCGAGCGAACAAGCGACCCACUUACUCACGCUCAUCACACCGCUCUUGCGCAAACCCAACAAGACCGUUCCCGAACGGACCAAGACGGAGUUGCUCAAGAUCUUGACGUCCUUGUACCCGCUCGCGCGACCGGAACGUUCGAACCCUCUGUUCGAUCGAUGCUGCGAGGUUAUCUCAGCGCUCUUCUCGAGCAACCGCACGCGGAACGCUCGACUUCAGACUGUCGCUGCUUUCAACGCCAUCGCAUCGACCGAGGACUCCCUCGCACAGGUCGCGCAUAUCGUCGAGGAGCUCAACUCGUACUCGGUCAAACGCUCCGAAGAACCCGACUUUGAUCGACGACUCGCCGCGUUCUCAUCCUUGAACGAGGAUACGUACCGCACGAUCCGACCUGCGGAUUGGAUCAUCGUUAUCCACAACAUGCUCUUCUUCGUUCAAGAUCAGGACGAGCUUGCCAUUAGAAGCAACGCCAGCUUCACCUUGCGUCGCUUCGUCGAAAUCGCGGGUUCGAUGUCCGAGACGAACGAAGAGAUCAAGUCCGUCUUGGUGCGGACCUUCCUCCCUGGUCUCCGCAACGCCUUGCGCUCCAAGCUCGAGAUCGUUCGCAGCGAGGUCUUGGGCGUGUACGCAAGUGCGGUCGAGCAUUGCAAAGGUGUCGCCGAACUGGAUCAGCUCAAAUGCCUCCUCGUCGAUGGCGACCAAGAGGCCAACUUCUUCUACAACAUCAUGCACAUCCAAGUCCAUCGUCGUACGCGUGCGCUGCGUCGUCUCGCCGAUGAAGUUGAAGCGGCCAAGAUUUCGAGCAAGGUCGUAUCCGACAUAUUUUUGCCGCUCGUCGAUCAUUUCAUUCUCGGCGCCGAGGAGAGCAAAGAUUCCGAUCUGGUCAACGAGACCGUUCAGUGCAUUGCUCGUCUGGCUAAGCAUCUCGCCUGGUCCGCGUACAACAAGGUCGCUCGCCAUUACCUCAAAUUCUCCAAGGUCCCCGGAUCGUCACAAAAGGCUUGCGUGCGCGUCGUCGUGGGUGUGCUCAAGGGCUUCCACUUUGAUCUGCUCAACGAUCCGAGGUUGCUCGAGAUCACGACGACCAAGCUCUUGGCUGAGCUGCAGCGCUUCCUCGAGAAGAGGGACGAGACAUCGGACGAGGAGAUGCGCAUCCCCGUCGCUGAGGGAAUCAGUGCCAUCCUGCAACAUGUCCCCGUCGAGUCUAAGUCGGUCCACGAAUCCGCAUUGCUCAUGACGCUGUCGCAGAUCCUGCGAAGUAAGGACCAGCAUGUUCGUGAUCUGACGCGCUCGACGAUCUGCAACAUCGUCGCAAGCUCAGAUACUGCGACGAUCGGGAUUGCAGUAAAGGAGCUUCGUCGUGCUCUACAACGGGGCCCUCAGCUCCAUGUGCUCGCUUUCUCCGUUCACGCCAUCCUCGUCCGACUUUCGGAGCCCGCCGGUUCCACCCCCGACUUUGAUGACGCGCUGGACGAAAUCGUGCCUGUCCUCGGCGACGAUGCCUUCGGCAACCCUGCCAAAGAUCGCCAGUCCCAGGAGUUCCGCGCCAAGACCAAGUUCCGUGAAGUGCGAUCGUUCAAGUCGGUCGACUCGUUCGAGAUCCUCGCUAGGCAUGUCUCACCGAGCAAGAUCGCUGCGUUACUCGUCCCCUUGCGCACGACUUUGCAGCGUACCGAGUCGGCUAAGGUCAUGAAGGAGGUCGAGGACGUGUUCAAGGCGUUGAUCCAGGGGUUGACGACCAGCGCCAAGCUCGACACGCCUGGAUUGCUCGACCUGUGCCAUUCGCUCAUCAGUGCCAACUCGGACUUUCUGCGACCCGCUCGAGUCGUACCGAGGAAGGCAGGCAAGAACGGCAAAGCCGCUCCGGACUUCCACGUCCAAUUGGCACGCGAUAACGGCGACGAGCGCGAUCACUUCGUCAAGAAUGCGCAUCGCUUCGUCUCGUUCGGUCUUGAGCUCUUCAACACCGCUUUUCGCAAAUCGCGAUAUGAUCUCGACUCGCCCAUUAUUAUCGCUCGCUUGGAACCGCUCGUCUCCCUUGUCGGCAACACGCUCUACUCGGACGAGCCUGUCGUACUCGCGCGAAGCAUGCGCGCGACGGCGUCCUUGAUUCGUUGCCCACUCAAGAGUAUCGGAGACGCGGCACCAAUCUUACUCAAGCAGAUGAUCAACAUUGUUCAACGUUCCGGUAGCACCGAGUCCGAUCUGGCGCAAUCGACGUUGCGAACGCUCGCUGGCCUUAUUCGGGAUUGCAAGACGGUGUCGCUUCGCGAAGACCAGCUGACGGUCCUCCUUCAGGUAUGUCGAUGGUUCGCUUGCACUGGCCGUUCAUUACGUAGUAACUGACCCUGCUGACUCUUACCUAUACAGCUCAUUGGCCCCGAUCUCGAAGAAGCGGAUCGACAGGGCACGCUCUUCCAGUUGUUGCGCUCGAUCAUGGCGCGCAAGUUCGUCGCGCCCGAGAUCUACGACCUCAUGGACAAGGUCGCCGAAAUGCUCGUGACGAACCAGUCCAGCGGCGUACGCGAAGUCUGUCGCUCGAUCUACCUGCAGUUCCUGCUCGAUUACCCACAAGGUCGAGGACGCCUGAAGACGUCUCUCACUUUCCUCACGAAGAAUCUGUCCUUCGUGCACGAGUUCGGUCGCCUCUCGGUGCUCGAGUUGCUAAACGCCAUCCUCAGCAAAUUCGCCACUCAGCUCGUCGACGAUGCAGCCGAGCUCUUCUUCAUUGGUCUCGUCAUGGUCGUCGCAAACGACGAAUCGACCAAGUGUCGCGAGAUGGCCGCCGAGCUCGUCAAGAUUCUCUUUAAGCGGCUUCCGAAGGAGUCUCGUAACGGUCUGUUGAACCUCUUGCAUGCAUGGGCAGGCAAGAAGCAACCGGCCCAACUCGCUCGUACAGCGAUCCAGCUGUUUGGUGUUGCAAUCGACGCACUCGGUGACGAAGGCAAGAGUGCGACCCCGCCGAUCCUUGAUGUGUUGGGUGACAUUCUCGAUGAUAGUCAGGAGCGUCUGCAGCAAGCCGAGGAGAGUGGUGACGCAUUGAGCAUCGAGCUCGACAAUACCUGGCAGCUCCCUUACCAAGCUUUACAAGCGCUCGCGCAUGUGUUCAAGGCCUUCCCCGCGCUCGUCUCGCCCGAUCAAAGCUCAUCGCGUCGACUAUGGCAGACGGUGCAAGGGCACUUGCUCUUCCCGCACAUAUGGAUCCACACGUCCUCGGCUCGCCUGCUUGGAAGUCUGUACGCGGCCAACCCGACCGCGCUCGCUCGCACGGACUUCCCCGAGGAGCAUCCCUUAUCGACUCCCAGUCUUCUCGACGCGGCCCAAAAGGGGUGCUUGCAACUCAAGAGCUCAGCGUUGGACGAACCUCUGGCGAUGCAAAUCGUCAAGAAUCUCUUCUUUGCCGCCAAGUGCUUCGAUGCGCGUCGAUCGGCUGCAGAGGCCACGGCUGCCGAGGAUGAGAACGAGGAAGAGGAUGCCGUAGAUGAUGGGGCCCAACGUCAAGCCGAUCCUUUGCGCUGGCUGUUCACGAGGUUGUCCUACCAGGCUCGUCAGGCCCACAUUGCUCGACCGUCGGUGCAUGCUCUCAAUGCUGUAAGUUUCCUUGGCGGCGUGUUGUGACAUGUCUUCUCCAUUGCUCACGCUGUCGUUUCACAUCCAACAGGGCCAAUGGUCAUUGCAACCCUCGUCGAUUUUGCGCUGGUUCGCAGCGGUCAUCUCGCACCUCGACAAGACACAUCUCGAGCGCUUCCUUGUUCAGAUGGCGACGCCCAUUUUCCGCAUCUCGGAAGAUCCGAAUGCUCAAGAUCCCCAGAUGGGUAAGCUGAACCCAUCCUGUGCUCUGCCGACCUUCCUGGACGAACCGAUAGCUGAUCCAAUGCUUUGAUUUCCCACAGUCGAACUUCAAAACCUCGCUCGCGAAGUGCAAGAGUUGCUGCAGAGCAAGGUCGGCACGACAAUGUACUCGAACGUGCACACCACGAUUCGUCAACGAGCUGCCGAGCGCAGGAACGAGCGCAAGACGGCCAUGGCACUCCAGGUCAGUUCUUCGAAGCGCUGGCUUGCUUCCGGUGUAAGCCAGCUUCUGACCUUGUUACAACUAUGACUCCCACAGGCCAUCAACAACCCCGAACUGGACGCGCAACGCAAAGCCAAACGCAGCGAACAAAAGACGCGUCAGAAGAAGCGCAAGAACGCCGCGUUCGCGGACCAAAAGGGGCGCUUCGGCAAGAGGUCCAGGAGGGACGAUUAA
Messenger RNA from Microbotryum saponariae, 9199 nucleotides. The record is from the annotation of a GenBank genome assembly. NCBI's taxonomy places the organism in Eukaryota, Fungi, Basidiomycota, Microbotryomycetes, Microbotryales, Microbotryaceae.